CCCCGGCCUGUGGACCACCUUGAAUUUAAAGGGCUGGAGAGCCAGAUACCAACGGGUGAUCCACGCGUUAGUAUCCUUCAUGCGGUGGGAGCAAUGGAGGAGACAAUGAGGCAGGUUCAAGUGCUUGUGGUGGAUGUGGACACAGAUAAAGAUGUCAACAUGGUAGAAGUACCCCUCAUUUGUGGAGAAGCCUAUGAAGGGCAGAAUGUUACAUGGACCAAAAACCAAGAGGAAAGCCUGGAGGCUAAAGGAAACAGGAUUACAGUUACAGUAGAGGGGUGGAGGGGGGGCAACUACUCCUGCUUCAACACUGAGGGCUCCUACCUGAACCAUUCACUGGUGCUUGCUCAGUGGACAUUCAGGAAGAUUAUCAAGAACACACCUGGCAAAGGUUACAUCCAUUGUUCAACAAAUAACUAUGGAGGCUCCUUCCAAUGUUCCUGGACAUGGGGUGAGAACAGGAAUGAACACGUUGCUGUUGUUGCUCAUAUCAAAGCCACACGCUAUCACAGUGAAAGCAACAUCAACUGCCAUCUGGAUUCCAGUGGACAGAUUAUCACAUGCGUAGACCAAGACUACUGUCCAUAUGCAGAAGAGGUGGAGCACAUCAACCUAACCAUCUAUUUCAGAAGCAGCUUUGUUUUAGAAACCUACUCCACAAAGUUUUAUAUCAUGGAUAUAGUGAGGCCUGAUAUGGUAGCGAUUAAUCGGAUCAAUCAAACAUCUGUAGAACUAGGAUAUCCACAAUCCUGGAGCACACCAGCCUCCUACUUCCCUCUCAUCUUCCAAGUAAAAGAGAUUCACUGUCGUAAAUGCAAAAAAUGUGACUGCUCCAAGCCCAACUCACAAGAGGAGAUUGUAAAAAGUCACCAGCUACCAGUGACAAAAGGGAAGACCGUAUGUGUGAGAGCACGGGAUGAAUUCUGUAAUUCCUCUUGGAGUGAGUGGAGCCAGUACAAAUCCCGCACAAGACUGUGCAAGAUAAGCAAGACAGGAAAUACUGUUACAGCAGGUGGAGCAAAACUGUGUGCCAUUCCCAAAAUUUUAAAGGGUCUCUCUACAGAACUUCGACAUCAGAGCAGAAGAACCAAUCAUCCCUCUUAAUUCCUGAUUGUACAAGUGUUGUGUAAAAUCAAACCAUGAAAUGAAGCGUUAAAAAAAACCUAGAAAAAACAUGUGAUUUGUGAUACAUAAUCAUUAUGAAUAGCCUAUUAUGAAAAACAUAGGUUGUGGAUUUUUGGAAGUGAUACAAUUUGUGUUUAAUGUGGUAAUUUUGAGGGACUAAAGCAAACCUGCCAUUCAAUAACUGUGGUCAAAUUGGCAAUUCAAGGUAUUAUUAACAAAAGAAAAACAAAGGGGAAAUGCCAUUAGAGGGAA
Messenger RNA from Xyrauchen texanus (razorback sucker), 1377 nucleotides. Its product is annotated as interleukin-12 subunit beta-like. Lineage: Eukaryota; Metazoa; Chordata; Actinopteri; Cypriniformes; Catostomidae. Bases 94 to 1104 code for a protein of 336 amino acids. The record is from RefSeq and is a predicted model, not a curated record. The transcript has 7 exons. Gene Ontology annotation, molecular function: protein binding.